This is a messenger RNA of Brassica napus (rape), 2407 nucleotides long. Its product is annotated as probable alkaline/neutral invertase D. Gene Ontology annotation, biological process: sucrose catabolic process. Bases 592 to 2214 code for a protein of 540 amino acids. The record is from RefSeq and is a predicted model, not a curated record. Gene Ontology annotation, molecular function: endo-alpha-N-acetylgalactosaminidase activity; sucrose alpha-glucosidase activity. NCBI's taxonomy places the organism in Eukaryota, Viridiplantae, Streptophyta, Magnoliopsida, Brassicales, Brassicaceae. The transcript has 5 exons.
CUAUUAAUACGCAAAGGAUAACGAUAACAUAUGGUAUCAACAACGUCACUUUAAGAAACGAUACAAACUAGUAAUUUCAGCAUGCAAUGCAACUUGCUCGAAACAAUAAUGAAUAAAAUCUUGAGUAGAUAAGUGGGAUCUUGAAUUCCGACAGGAUAUACACAUUGUUGAUUUUUGAUUGGUUUCUACAAUAACUAAAGCCAUAUUUAAAAGACUAAUAAUAACAUAUACAUAUAAAAAAGUCGAUAACGCCGAUCGAACCCGGCGAAAAGUCCAGUGGCCCAAUCGAUACGUAUUCGGCCAGGCUAGAUUGUCAGAACAAGACGAUGUCGUUUUCUUCCCGUGAAUACCACGCUCCAAUAACCUUCUCUAUACGACAAAAGCCACUAGCCUUGUCUCUAUUUCUCUCUCCACGAGAGAAAAAAACGAGAGACUUUCCACGUUCGUCGUUUCUCUUCUUCCUCUAUAUAUAUUACACUUCAUCAUUUCGUUUUCCUUUUUUCUCUUCUUCUCUCUCUCAACAUUACCUCGCCGGCCGAGUUCUUCUCCGUCUUUAAAGAUCUAUACUGAAAACGAAGUUUGUCAUUCCCCAUGGAGGAUCUCCGAGUAAACUCACAAAGCUCGUUAUCAGAUGUGGACGACCUAUCUCGGUUACUUGACCGGCCGAGGCUAAACAUUGAACGCAAAAGGUCGUUCGACGAGAGGUCGUUCAGCGAAAUGGGAAUCAUGGACAGCGGCAUCAAUUCUCCCGGUGGCCGGUCGGGAUGGGAAACUCCAGCUUCGUCCACUAGAAACUCGUUCGAGCCUCAUCCUAUGGUCGCCGAGGCUUGGGAUGCUCUACGCCGAUCAUUGGUUCACUUCCGUGGCCAACCUGUUGGUACUAUCGCUGCCUACGACCAUGCUUCUGAGGAAGUCUUGAACUAUGACCAGGUUUUCGUAAGAGAUUUUGUUCCAAGCGCACUAGCUUUUCUAAUGAAUGGAGAGCCAGAGAUAGUCAAGAACUUUCUCCUCAUGACAAUUCAAAUCCAAGGAAGGGAGAAAAGAAUCGACAGGUUCAAGCUCGGAGAAGGCGCCAUGCCUGCUAGCUUCAAGGUCAUUCACGACCCGAUCAAGAAAACAGACACGGUCAUCGCUGACUUUGGAGAAAGUGCGAUUGGAAGAGUGGCUCCGGUUGACUCAGGUUUCUGGUGGAUCAUUCUCCUCAGAGCCUAUACCAAAUCCACUGGAGACCUUUCUCUAGCUGAUACACCUGAAUGUCAAAAGGGUAUGAGACUCAUUUUGUCUCUUUGUCUCUCCGAAGGUUUUGAUACUUUUCCGACAUUGCUUUGCGCUGAUGGCUGCUCCAUGGUCGAUCGAAGAAUGGGGGUUUAUGGAUACCCGAUUGAGAUCCAAGCUCUCUUCUUCAUGGCUCUACGAUCAGCAAUGUCGAUGCUAAAGCACGACACUGAAGGGAAAGAGUUCAUGGAGAGGAUAUCUAAGCGUCUACACGCGCUUAGCUUCCACAUGAGAAGCUAUUUCUGGCUGGACUUUCAGCAGCUCAACGACAUUUACCGCUACAAGACGGAGGAGUACUCGCACACGGCUGUAAACAAGUUCAACGUCAUCCCUGACUCGAUCCCUGAGUGGGUCUUCGACUUCAUGCCUCUCCGUGGCGGCUACUUUAUAGGAAACGUUAGUCCAGCUCGUAUGGACUUCAGGUGGUUCGCUCUUGGCAACUGUGUAGCCAUCCUUGCUUCCUUAGCCACGCCUGAGCAGUCUGCGGCGAUCAUGGACUUGAUCGAGGAACGGUGGGAAGAGCUGGUCGGAGAGAUGCCGGUUAAGAUUUGUCAUCCGGCUAUUGAGAGCCAUGAGUGGAGGAUCGUUACUGGUUGUGACCCUAAGAAUACUCGGUGGAGUUACCAUAACGGAGGUUCUUGGCCAGUGCUUUUGUGGCUAUUGACAGCAGCGUGCAUAAAGACGGGACGGCCACAGAUAGCGAGACGAGCCAUCGACCUGGCGGAGUCACGGUUGUUGAAAGACGGUUGGCCGGAGUACUACGACGGAAAGUCGGGAAGGUUUAUUGGAAAACAGGCGAGGAAGUUUCAGACAUGGUCCAUCGCUGGUUACUUGGUCGCCAAGAUGAUGUUGGAAGAUCCUUCUCAUCUUGGAAUGAUCUCCUUGGAAGAGGACAAACAGACCAAACCUGUCAUUAAGAGAUCUCAUUCUUGGACUUGAUAAUGCUUGUCAAUCUUUGAGAAUAUUCGGCUAAGACUUGUUAGUUUCUAAAUUUUGUUUUACAAUUUAUUUAGUUCGUGUUUAAUUAUCCUAUGUCUUUUCACUUUUCCCCUACAAACUCUGAGCACAAUCAUUCUUUAUGUUAGUAAUAUUGAGGGUUACUCAAUUAGUAAUGGGACAUAUUUUCUGCUAA